Messenger RNA from Stereum hirsutum FP-91666 SS1, 1523 nucleotides. RefSeq lists its product as uncharacterized. The record is from RefSeq and is a predicted model, not a curated record. The coding region runs from base 78 to 1214 and encodes 378 amino acids. Lineage: Eukaryota; Fungi; Basidiomycota; Agaricomycetes; Russulales; Stereaceae. The transcript is spliced from 10 exons.
CUCAUACGUACAUAAACCCAGCGGAUUAGACCUUUCCAAACCACGUCGAACCCGUUGGCAUCACAGAUUGUCUUCUCAUGUACGCUGGUCAGUUUGAUGAUCCAUCGCCUGCCUACACACCGACCGGUGCUCGUGCCGCCACACCUCCGGGAACAAGCUUGUGGCCUCUAGGAUUGAACAGCAAGAGUAAUGGAAAACGGAGAGCACCUGCUGCCGCGAGACAUUUCUCAACACAAUCUAUAGACAGUCUCGCCACUGCCGGUGGGGAUGUUGAGAAGACGGUCUUCACCUACACACUCACCGCUGGCUCUGCUGAAAUCCACUUCAUCAUAUCCGUUGAACCUGCACCGGACCAUGCGCCACAACAGUACAUCAUCUUCCUCUCCUUGAAAACAGGAUGCGUUGAGAGACCACUAUGUCAGCCAGUGCCCAUGAAGCUCGCCAUCAGCCCCCGAGACCUCCGAUUCGCUGUUUUCAUGUUUCCCCCGCGGCCAUGUCUUCCCCAGGGAUGCCUAUGGUCUUUGCGGGUAUGGCUUCGAGGGAAUGAAGUUGACCAUCGAAUAUUUUCCGAGGACCGACUAUGGGUGGGACGGGAUCCAGACUUCUUCUCUAUCGAGCAUGCUAUGUUUGCUAGACUAAGAAGUACGACCCAGGAAGCACAAGUAUAUCGCACAGUCAUCGGGCGAGCACUUGUAGAGAUGAUAGUCCGGUGGAAGCCAGUAACAAAUUCAGUAUGGAGUUUGAGCCUUGAAUACGAUGCCGAGGGCGUUGGCCGCGUGCUGUUCUCAGACUUCCUGGUCCGACUGGAAUCAUGCAGCCCUCAGAACGUCCAAUUCGUCAUAUAUACCAUCCCUAUCCACUCAACACCACGCGGAGCAUCCCAUCGACUGCGAAUAUGGCUACGCGCCCCUCUACCUUCACCUUAUCCCUCUGCACCAUACACACCAGCUAAUGGGAUGGCCCAAAACUCAAUCUGUCACCGUAUUUGGAGCACAGACAACUUCAAGAUCGGGCACGUAUUGGACUUCUCAGCAUUGGGCUCGAGGAUGGUGAUGGGUGUACCGAGCGCCCAGGGACCGAAGGUACAGACUAGUCUCAGCGAGCAGUCAAUGCAUAUCAGGAAGCGCAGUGAUAUGGGAGGAAGUACUUGGGACGGCACGGAUUCGGUUGGGUCGCCACCAGAUUCGAUGAACGAGCGGAGGGAGGUUUGGUAAGCUGGGCAGGUGAGGAUGUUGCUAGAUGCACCUCUAUUUCUGGAUAUCUUUAUCUUCAUUGGAUGUACGACACACUUCGUCAUCGGACUACAUGUAUCACUGUGACCAUCGGCUUUGCUGUCAUGAUUUUUGUUUUCACUUCCUGUAUACAGCUCAUGCCGUCUUUGAAGACGAUCUUUACACGGUUGCUUUUGUUGUUUUGUGGACCUAAUUUAUUGUCGAUUCAUACUGUACUGUACACUCUAUACGCUAUUCUAGUGCUGUGUAAACUAUAUCCUAUCUUACAUCGCAAAUGUAACGGACCUUCGC